GCGUGGCCGCAGCCUAUCCUCCUCGUCUUUCCCCAUAGCCCCGUUGUUAUUCUCUCUCUCUCUCUCUCUCUCUCUCUCACACUGGUCUAACCGUUUUCCGCCUUUGGCUAAAUCCGGUGACGGGAAAAAAAGAGAGAGAAGGGGAUUCCGAUGAGCAACAAUAGCAGUGAAAAACCAGAGUGAUUGUCGCCUUCAGAUCACCGCCAUACUCCCAGUCAUGUUGUCUUCCCGUUUUGCCCUUCUCAUUUCCCGAUUGCCCCUCCACCGCACCCUCGUCGGAGCUAACCACACCUCCGCCCGCUUCUGCUCACGCUAAUCCCCCCCCCCCCCCCCCCCCUUUUCCCCCCAUAUUUACCUUCUCUCCGAGUUUCUUACCCCAGAUUCAGCUUUUGCUUCACAACGGAGACGUCGUACAUAGAAAUGCAUCAAAGAAUGACUAUGAUGGAGCCUAAGCCAGGGCUACUGAGGAACAUAGUGGGGCGGCUCUUCUUGUUCUGUGUUCUCAUAAUCGCCACUCGAUUCGCCUACGUCGUCACCAUCCGAGGUGAGUCCUGCGACCUUGGCAAUUUCUGCUUCUUCUCCAUCCCGGAUAAUUUCAAUCUCUUCACCACCGCUUCCGGCCUCUCUUCCUCCGCCAUCAUCGCGAACAAGGCCGUUCCGGCCAAGCCCAACCCUCGCGAUCUCUGGAACACCAAGAGCUUCCGGAAGUCCGUGCAGUUCUACUCGUCUGUGUUCCAGGAUCUGAUAUCCGAGGGCUUUCUCUCGCCCAAAUCCAAGUCUCUCUGCCUCGAAACGCCCAACGGCGAGGAGGUCUUCGCGUUGAAAGAGAUUGGCGUGUCCGACUCCGUCGGGAUUUACAAAAAGGCAUCGAAGCCGUUGGUGAUUUCAGGGAAGGCGAUUCGCCAACCGUUUGAGGACAACACUUUUGACUUCAUAUUCUCCGGCGUUGGCGGGCUCGACAAGUCGCCGAAGGCGGGGGAGUUCGCUGCCGAGGUAGCCAGGACGCUUAAGCCCGAAGGGUUUCUCGUCGUCCACACGGCGUCCAACGAUACAUAUAGUUUCAAUUCGUUUAUUGAUUUGUUCAAUUGCUGUAAAUUUGUUCGGUCCCGUGACGUCGACGGCUUUGUUUCGUCGGCCACACCACGUGUUCGUGAAAUUGUCAUGAUGAAAGAACGCAAAAUUCGUCGCCAUGGGUCCUCGAAACCCGAUGGUAAAUCCCUGAAUAAGUGCCCUGUUCCGGGGUAUAAGCAAAAGUUGGUCCGGAAUGCUGAGCGGCUGAUAGAAGAAGAGCCACUAAAACCAUGGAUUACUCUAAAGAGAAAUAUAAAGAACAUAAAGUACCUGCCUUCAAUGGCUGAUAUUAACUUCAAGCCAAGAUACGUGUAUGUAGAUGUUGGUGCUCGUAGCUAUGGCUCAAGCAUUGCCAGUUGGUUCAAGAAACAGUACCCGAAACAGAACAAGACCUUUGAAAUCUUUGCAAUUGAGGCAGAUAAAGCUUUUCACGAGGAGUAUAGGCAGAAGAAAGGGGUGACAUUGUUGCCGUACGCAGCGUGGGUGAAGAAUGAGACAUUGUUCUUUGAGGUUAAUCAUGAUCCGGGUAGAGAAAAAGAGGAGAAAGAAAAUGGGAGAGGAAUGGGUAGGAUCAAACCAGUUCAAUCAUCAACUGCUGUUGUAGGCAACGUCGAUAAGAUUCAGGGGUUUGACUUUGCAAAUUGGUUAAAGAGCAUUGUGUCGGAGAAGGAUUUUGUGGUGAUGAAGAUGGAUGUGGAAGGGACUGAAUUUGACCUGAUACCAAGGUUGUUUAAGACUGGAGCAAUUUGUUUGAUUGAUGAAAUCUUUCUUGAAUGUCACUAUAACAGGUGGCAGAGAUGCUGCCCUGGUGAGAGAUCACCUAAGUAUCAAAAAACUUAUGGGCAAUGCUUGGAGCUGUUUACUUCUCUGAGAAAAAGUGGAGUUCUUGUUCAUCAAUGGUGGUGACACUGGUACAAACAAUUACAUAGUUGUGGAACUUUACUUUUUCUUUUUCUUUCUCUUUUCAACAUAGGCUGUUCUUCCAUUUACAUCAAACACGUUUAUUUUUUUUAGUUUUUAUUUUUCUUCAUAGUCCAUUUUCAUGUUAUCCAACCUCAUUGUGCACUACACGUUAGACCGUUCAUUAAUAUCUCACUUCAGCUUAUGCCCUCCUAUCAGCUCUUAAGAUA
This is a messenger RNA of Diospyros lotus (date-plum), 2201 nucleotides long. RefSeq lists its product as uncharacterized. The transcript has a single exon. Bases 421 to 1977 code for a protein of 518 amino acids. Lineage: Eukaryota; Viridiplantae; Streptophyta; Magnoliopsida; Ericales; Ebenaceae. The record is from RefSeq and is a predicted model, not a curated record. Gene Ontology annotation, molecular function: S-adenosylmethionine-dependent methyltransferase activity.